AUGGUGCAGGCGGAAGUAUUACCCCCUGAGGGUAGGUUUACGAGUUUACGGGUUUACGGUCUCAGCAUGGAUCCACAAAACGCUCAAUACAACACAGAAUUAUUCAGCGUAGAAAUGGUCGUGCCGCCACUCCGAAAGGCUGGAGUAUACUAUCUGUGGCCUGGUCUGCAAGACAUUGACUACUCAGGAGUCUUCCAGGAAGUUUUGGACGGGAAAUCGGGAACAUGGUGGAUCGGUUCCGGCUGGUGCUGCAGCAAUCCAAGUCUUCCAUGGGGCUCGGGCUUCGAUGUAAGAACAGCGGAGAGACUCACCAUCUCCAAAACUCGUGAUACAGAUAGUGAGAACUGGUCUUCCAGUAUAUCCUCUGGCUCAAAAUCGGCCAAGAAUUCUUUUCCUUUGGCAUACAAGAAUUUCAACCAGGCAGUGCUAGCCAUUGAACUCCACGGCGUGGACUGGGAUUUUGGACCUCUGGUCUGGAUUAACGUUGUCAUGGUCAUGAACACCACGGAAACUGCCUGGUGCACCAAUCCGCCGGAAAACUAUGACUCGACGACUAGAUACACUAUGGUUGAUCCAAAGGCCACAACAUCUGGAGGCCUAACAACCUGUACGAUCGACCGGGUGGAGAUGCAAGGGCCGGCUUAA
Molecule: messenger RNA, 645 nt
Organism: Drepanopeziza brunnea f. sp. 'multigermtubi' MB_m1
Lineage: Eukaryota; Fungi; Ascomycota; Leotiomycetes; Helotiales; Drepanopezizaceae
Source: RefSeq, a predicted model, not a curated record